AAGAGAGCGUUGUUUAGUCGACGAUUGCAUUUUUUGUGUGUUAACCACUUUAAAAGACAUGUUAUCCAAAUCGUCCCAUGGACUCGGCUGCUCGCUCAAUGCUUUUAGUUUCUGUUUAUCUUCUGUUACUCUUCUGUUUGGCUUGGGUGGAUUUAUGCGGGUAGAAAUAAAACUCGCCGAUCAUGAUGCAAAACUUUAUGCUGUGCAGCAACAGUGCGUUCAACAAGCUGCGAAUUGUUCUCCGCAUUUUCAAGGUAAGAAAGUAAAGCUAUAAAUAUAUUUUGCCAUAUUCAAAUAAAGAGAAAGUUGUUAUGAUCAUUCAUUUUAUGAUCGUUUUGUUCUGGUUUUCGUUCUUAAGGCACAAGAGGGGCUUUCAUUUCUAGGGGAUAAACUUCCACAAUUCGCACAGGGACUUGCCACCGGAAGGGGUUUGGAUUAUUAGCCUCUCAUCCUCAAAAGAGAGGAGAGAUCCACCGCAAUUUUGUUUGUUUUUUGCCCCUAAUAACAUAAUCGUUUGGGAAAGCGGUUUGCCAAUCUUAUAGCUGGGAACACCUGAGCUCCAGAGGGUCAGGUAAAACACAGGACUUAUUUCAUUAUAGCCUGUUCACAGACCCUCUAUUUUCUCUUCAAAGUCCCUUGAGCGCGCGUGAUAACAUAUAAACCGCGGGGAUUUAUUGACCGCCAGCGCAAGGGAGUAGUGGUAGGGGAAGAAGAAAAUAGACGUUGUUUAUUUUUCUUUCUAGCGCUCCACGCUCGUUUUCUCGCGCGAGCGAAGUGAGCGCGCUUGAAAAGAACGAAAAGAAAAAUAAAACAACGUCUGUAUACAGGCUUAUUUCAUUAUGGCGUCAGCUGGCUGGGAAGGUGACUAGAACUACUAAAGUUGAUUUCUGUUUUUCUUUCACGGCGAUUUAAACAACAAUAGACCAAAAAUUGCAGAACAAAACAAGAAGGAUUGUACCUUCCUAUGCAGACGUUCUUAGGGCUUUGUCUCGCGUUCCUUAAUAAAUUGACGAAGCCCAAUAAGAAAGUUUGCGUGGGAGGCUAGAACGAUUCAUGUGGUGGUGGCAGCUAAAUGCGCCAUCGCGUCAAAAGUUUUAUUUGUCGCCUUUUCUUUCUAAGCAGAGUCCGAUUUUCAAACCACUGAGAUCAUUAGUAGGGAACGUCGCUCUCAAUCGGGAUUUCCAGUUAUCAACGGCAGCAGAAGGGACAUGGACGCUAACGCAGCUAAAAAACUGAGAGAAAUAAGAGAGGAAAUCAAGGAGAACCUUAAGAAAAUGAAAGAGGAGAAUACGCGAGUCUGCAGGACUGCUCUUGGCUCGGUAAGAAAGACGAGUAACAAAUUAAACACGAGAUAUCCAAGCACCGAGAAAGCUGUUUCAUCUGAUAUUCAAACACCGGUACCCGAAAAGUAAUAUAACAAAUACGAGAAGGGGUGUUUUAUCUGAUAUCCAAACACCAGGAUGUAAUAUAACAAACACGGGAAUGAGUGUUUCAUCUGAUAUCCAAACACCGAAAAGUAAUGUAACAAAAACGAGAAGGGGUGUUUUAUCUGAUAUCCAAACACCGAAAAGUAAUAUAACAUACACGAGAAUGAGUGUUUCAUCUGAUAUCCAAACACUGAAAAGUAAUAUAACAAACACGAGAAGGGGUGUUUUAUCUAGUAUCCAAACACCAAGAUGCAAUAUAACAAACACGGGAAGGAGUGUUUCAUCUGAUAUCCAAACACCGAAAAGUAAUAUAACAAACACGAGAAGGGGUGUUUUCAUCUGAUAUCCAAACACCGAAAAAGUAAUAUAACGAAAAGGGUUUUUUUUAUCUGAUAUCCAAACACUGAAAAGUAAUACAACAAACACGAAAAGGGGUGUUUUAUCUGAUAUCCAAACACCGAAAAGAAUUUAAAAUUCCAAGAAGGAGUGGUUCAUCUGAUAUCCAAACUUCGAGAGUUAAUGUAACAAACAUGAGAUGGAGUGUUUCGUCUGAUAUCCACACACCAAGAAUGUUACGGAAGUAAACACCAGAAUGAGUGUUUCAUCCGAGAUCCAGACACAGAAGAAUAAGUAUAAGGCUAUGUUCAUCCGGCACUAUAUCGGACAACUUUUCUUGGCGCCAUGUGAAAAAGUGUGAACACCUUUCCUAUAUGUGACUUUCCACUUUUUUUCUCCCAUGUUUAGGUCACACUUGGAAAUUUCUUCAACAGAAUCAAAAGUUAGUUAAUGAGAGGGGCUGAGAUUGGUAUUAUUCGUAAUAAAUCCGUGUAGGAGGUUUUUAUAAAGACGGUCCCAAUCGAUGAUUGUCCCUAUUAUAAUUAAAAGUCUUUACGGAAGCGCCUGGAGGACCGCUUGGGGGCUCAAAGGGAGAAAAAGGAGAUAAAGGACUCAAGGGGGACAACGGGGUCACCGGGGCCCAUGGAGCUCCGGGUGUAAAAGGACAAAAGGGUGAAAAGGGAACUCAGGGGAUUCAAAGUUCCCAAUCCCCUCGGGUCGUGGUAUAUCCGCCAAUAUUGACUGUGAAGGAGAAUCAGACUGCAAGAUUCCAUUGUGUGGCUUCUGGUAGGUACAAACUGAAUGAUGUUCUUAAUAAGAGUGGAGGGAAAAGCUACGAUAAGUUGUAAUAACUGCUUAGGUACAGUCACUGCUUCCCUGUGGUGCUGUGUAAUGAUCUGUACAAAGUGAUUCUAUCUUCUGAGUCUGUUGAUGAAAUCCUAAAGUGUGACCAUUCAAAUGCAAGCUACUGAGCAGUACUUUCCUGUGUUACUGUUGAUUAUGCUGUACAAGGUGGUUCAAACUUUCGAGUCUGUGGAUGAAAUCCUAAAGUUUGACUAUUCAAAGGAGAGCAACUUAGCUGCACUUUCCGCUGGUACUACUUUCAUAGCUUACAAUGUGGUUCUAACAUUUGCGUCUGUCGACCAAAAAUGGUGCUUUUCCGCUAUUAGCCUGAUGCUGCUUGUUUGUUUUUGUUUUUAAUUUUAAUGUACUUUUUGUCUUCUUCAUCAUCGCCAUAGGUGACCCAAAACCCAUCAUAGCGUGGCGUAAAGAUGGCACAGUGCUGGGGAAUAGCCAGAAAUACUCAGUAAGACGGAACGGCGCCCUGAUUAUCACGCAUGCUCAGUACAAUGACAGUGGACGUUAUGAAUGUGUAGCUCGGACAAACUGGGAACAAGCGGAUGGUUUCACGAAUCUUAUGGUCAAAGGUAGGCGUAAGGAACGGGAAAAAUGAAAGGAAACGCUACUAUUUGACAUCAGUAAAAUCCAACUAGUGGUUUAUUAUCAAUGCUGCGUUCUCAUUUAUUGAGCUACUACUGGGCUAUAUGUUGUAGCCCAGCAGUAGCGAAAAGCAAAAGUCUAGCUUUAACUAGCUAAAAAAAGACCAACUAUUUGGAUUUUACUAAAACAAUUAUUCCUCUCGCCCUCAUGGCCUCAGAGUCAAUAGCCCAUUAGGCCGACUCAGAGCCCAUUCGGGCUCCAGGAAUAAUUGUUAAAUAUACCCAUGCUACCGUCGUUAUUUACAUGGUUUCAAGUUUCAAUUACCACUUAGGCACGUAGUGAUCUAUUUUCUCCCCUGAUUGAGCAAGAAGUCAAAGAAUCCACCGAGCAGACCACUGAAGGAUGAAUGGAAGAGGAGAGAAUGUUGAAAUUGAAAUAAACCAAACAAACGAUUUAAUUAGUUUCAAUAUAUCGUACGAACACUCUUAUUCUUCGAACAUUUCAACUUCAGUAAAAAUAAAACAAACUGCGGUAACAAACAUGAUGAAACAACGCUUGUCGUAAAAAACCAAGAUUUUAAAAACUUGACGUUUCGUAUGUAUCAACAUACAUCUUCAGAAGUGACGUUAAAAAGAUUACAGUAAAAUUUAAAUAUCUAGAAAAACACUGGAUACUAAUAAACAGGUAAAAACAAUAACUAAUGGCAACAAAUGAUGAUGACAGACUCAAUUUGAAGUCUAGUACAGCCCUUCUCUAUUUAUUCUUGUAAUCUGAUAUUAAAAACUUAAGAAUAAUAUUUUAAUAUUGAAAUAUAAGAGCGAAAAGAUAGUAUUAUGUUAUUUGGUCUGUUUUUAACAGUGUAAAUUUGUCACUUAUCCCAUAUUAUCAUGAUCACAGUAUCUCCUCGCAUCAAACGACCCUCUCAACCAGUAAUAUACGUCACGAAAGGAAAGGACGCCUUCUUCCCAAAGUGCAUUGCUUUUGGCUAUCCCUUACCAACCGUCACGUGGUCUCGAGUCUUCUCCAGUUUCCCGGAAAGACGCAGCUUCACUAGUGAUGGCAAUCUCACCAUUGUCAACACUACCACUGGGGAUUCUGGGAUAUACGUAUGUGAAGCUGUGAAUACCAUUGGCAGAGCCCGAGUCAUGACGCAGUUGGUUGUUCUCACGGUACCAAGCUUCACAGUGAAACCGCCAGAGAUUCUCACUGUUAACACAGGUGAAAAUUUUCGCUUAAGUGAAAGUGCAUCCAGCGAAGAAGGGUUACUCGGCUACACUAGCUACCCUAGGCGAGCCAACUUAUAUGCAUUUCCCUACAAAGCAUGUUUAACCGUUAAUACAAGAAACAAAAAGUUGGCUCUGCUAGAAGGGUGACACACCUAGCCGGGUCACCGUUUUACGAUUGUAGAGUCACGCUCCUAACUUGGCGUCUUUUCUUCAAAUAAACACUUUGGCUGGUCACAAUCGGAGCAUGAACUAGCGCUGUUAUCUCAGGCAAAGGGGUCGACAUUGCGUUUCCCUAUAAACAAUCUCUAAAGCUGACUCGGCUGGGAGGGUGACCCUCUUUCCCGGGAAAAAAUCCCCCCAAAAAUCGACCCUGCGCAGUGUGAAACUCUUGUCCUUACUCCACCCUUACUUAAGGGACGUGCAUGUUUCCACAAACAAACUAAAUUUAUGCAAUCCUUUCCAAAUUUCAGUAUGUCUUCUAAGUUUGUGUACAGUUAUAGUGAUUUAUCCGCAAAAAUAUUUCAAGUUCAUGAGUUGUCUCCUUAAUUAUACUGCAAGAAUGAAUAGGGCAAAAGCUUUAGAAAUUCACGUGUUUAUCUUGUCUGACAGGUGAUAUACUGAAGGUUAAUUGCAGCGCACAGGGUAACCAAACCUUACGUAUCACUUGGAGUCGUGAGUACGCUGAGCUUCCUGUGCGAAGGGCGACUGUGGGCGGAGAUGGGACCCUGACCGUCACUCAGCUGGUUCCUGAGGAUGCUGGGAAAUAUUUCUGUACUGCAAGUAGCGUUGGUGGUGCCAUCAAGAUAACCGCUGACAUGAACCUCAUUGUCUUAAAGAGUGAGUGGCAUAUUUCAGUUUUUGGUUUGUGACUAGACAGCUUAUGGACGUUUUGCGUAAGUAUACUCAGAAAUUUUCCAGGUUUUUUUUCGAACCUUCCAAGUCGGCGGUACCCUACUUGUCAAUGUUUAUUUUCUCUCGUGGCAUGGGCUCCCGCGUGCCGCUAUUGAGUGCGAAGUACCUGCGUCGGGUUCCGAAGCUACGGGCGGAGCGAAACCGAGUCACUAUAGAACUUGACCGAAACCAGAAACCCACGCCUGACAAGUCCCGCGCGCAUAAGCUAGGGUAGUCGUGCGUAUCCUCGACAUACAGUGAAGAUGAAAGCCCGGAAGUGGGAGAUGAAGCGUGGCAGAGCGAAAACGUUUCCGGAAAAUGAUUACUGUUCCGAGCCUUUCUUCUCUAAGAAAAUAGGAGUUCUGGGCUAUCAGCAGUCCCUUCGCAUAUUACUCAACAGGAGCCAGUCGCAUACGAUGUAACUUAAGACGUUAAAAUAUAACUAACGUCUGCUGUCGGUCAAUUUCAAGUAAAACUUCACCUAUAUGUAUGAGUAACUGGGUAUUAAAGUUAGUUUUUUUUUUCAACAUUGUUACUCACGUUCAAUACCUCAGUUGUGAACAAAACAGGGUUCUUUUUCCAUGUCAAAGUUGCAUCAAACCAACAAGCCGAUCCAUAUGCUCCUAAUGUGUCCCGGAAAGUUUUCGUUUCUUUGAAGAACGACUGUUAGUAGUUUGUGAAAGUUAAUUAGUCGCUUAAGAGUUGGUUUUGUCUAUAAUAAUCUGACUUUAAAUCUAGACUGGUUACAUGUACAGAUAGGUUCAAUUGUACAAUUAAACAUAACAGUUUAUACAGUUUUUUUCUAUAUUUAGAGGGCUUAAAGCGAGGCAUUUGCCCCAUUCCACUCCCGGUUGAUUCAUGUGAGGGGGAGACUGAUGACGAAUGCACGCUUGACUCUGAUUGUUUUGGUGACAAGAAGUGUUGUUCGGAUUCAUGUCAAAAGCUCUGUGUUCAACCGCCACAAAGUAAGUGUGAUUUAUUUAGUAGGCAGGCACGUACUAGUGCUCAGGCUACCCCGUCUAAGUAUUUCUGGUGGAUGAAAUUUUUUUUGAUCUUAUGACUUAAGUAGACUUGCAGUAAGAUGGCUUAUGACUAGUAUCCACCCUUUACGCAAAGAAACGCAGAGAAGUUUUCUGUUUUGUCAAAAUAAGCCCUCAGAACUAACAUGGUCAUUGUGAAUAGUCUAGAAACCAUGGAAGCUUUGAUUGGCUAAAGGGUUUCAACGGAUCCUAUCUCGCGUUAACGGCGCGUUAACGUAAAAUCGAGCGCUGAGCCAAUCUCCUCCCCAACUCAUCGCUUGAAGCAAGAGGGGGACGAUUAAAAGAACGAGAACUGGGAACGAGGCUGGCGGGGAGCGUUAGCGCAUAAUUAUUUCAUUACGUCUCCCCUUUUAAGCGCCUGCUGAGACUCAGGAUACGGACAUCGUUUGUCCUGGCCUCUUGGUUCAGUUUUUAAUGCUAAUUUCAUUUCUUCUCAAAGCCAAGGAUUGCGUCGAUAUCCACUACGCUGGCUUCCAAACCAGUGGUGUAUAUUCGAUAAACCCUGAUCGAAGAACAGAAUUCAAGGUAUACUGUGAUUUGGAAACAGAUAAUGGUGGUUGGAUCGUGUUUCAAAGACGUCAAGAUGCGUCUGUCAGUUUCCAUCGCACGUGGGAUGAUUAUAAACGCGGUUUUGGCGACCUCAAGGGGAAUUUCUGGCUUGGAAAUGAUAAAAUUCAUCGCAUCACCGCGGCCAACAGGAUGAUCUUGCACAUUGAUCUCCAAGACUGGAAUGGGGUUAAAGUUUUCGCUCGCUAUGAAAAUUUCAAAAUUGGCGACGAAAAGUCGAGGUACACGUUAACGGCCAGCGGUUAUAACGGUACAUCCGGGGAUUCUCUGAGUUACCAUAACAACAUGAUGUUUAGUACAACGGAUAUAGACAAUGAUAAAUGGGAGUCUGGUAGCUGCUCAAAUGAUCUGACCGGGGGAUGGUGGUUCAAUGAUUGUCACAUGUCGAAUUUGAAUGGACAGUAUUUGGGCAACACCAAGGCGUAUAAUGGCGUAGGAUGGGCGCGCUUUAAACACAAUCUGUCUUUGAAGUUUGUGGAAAUGAAAAUGAGACCACUUUCGUUUGAAAAGGAAAGAGAAGACGAAUAAGAAACGUAAACCCGCUAAUUGCCGGCUUUAGAGUGACGAUAGUGACUUUAAGAUGACACAUAUAGAAUUCCAAACAUGGUAAUAUACACAGGAAACCUAUGUUUAAAUUCGUAAAGCAAGCGUUAGCAAAUAUGCACAGGGUACCUACAGUUGAGAAAAAAGAGCCCUUUGCUUUUGUUGCCCUAAGUAUCUUCAAAAUUCGUCCGGCGCGUCUGAACUUAUUCUAAGAAGCAUACGCAAAAAGGCGUCUAAUUGUUACAAGGUUUUUGGACCUGAUCAAUGGAAUAAUAAACAUCAAUGGU
Messenger RNA from Porites evermanni, 7757 nucleotides. NCBI's taxonomy places the organism in Eukaryota, Metazoa, Cnidaria, Anthozoa, Scleractinia, Poritidae. The record is from the annotation of a GenBank genome assembly.